This is a messenger RNA of Pseudo-nitzschia multistriata, 1532 nucleotides long. The record is from the annotation of a GenBank genome assembly. Lineage: Eukaryota; Bacillariophyta; Bacillariophyceae; Bacillariales; Bacillariaceae.
UUGGGUUACUUUUGCAUCGUGCUGUGCUGGUUUUCUUGCGAUGAAUGCACAUACCUCCGAGUGAUGAAAGAGUGCCGUGUUAGGAACAGGUAAGUAACCAAUAUAUGCACAGAGGCUUUUCCGAUUGCACUUCUACUACUAGGUGAUUAAUGCCGUGUUUCUUCAUCCUGCCCCAUGUAGACCCAGCCUACUGUGUGUUUUGUCACCGCACGUGGCAAUAACGAUUUCUUUCUUGUUUACUGCAGACUAGUCACUAAGUCCACAACUGCUAUCGCCAUCGCUGAUACGAACACUGUUGUUGGUCCCGUCGGCCUCGACAUUGUUGUUGUUGUCAUCACUACCGCCACCGUUGUCACCCUCAUCGUUGGCUCUCGCCAUCACUCUUCGAAACAUCUUGUUUCGCUUCUUGGCAUCCGAUGCUACCUCGUCUUGCGCCGCAGAGGACAUAGAACGUCCAUGCCCGUGUGCGUGUGCGUGUGCGUGCGCGUGGCGGCCGUUGAGUACACUCUGUUGGGUACCAUUACUGCCAUCGGACGACCGAGAUGCAUCGCCAUCGCUGCAGGAUACCGCGCGAUUCAUAGACUUCUUGUUUUCUGAAGUGCCACCAUCGGCCUUGUCUUUGUCAUCGCUUCCGAUGGAUUUCGGUUGCUGUUUCGACGACGCCGAGUGCUCCUGUUCGUCUUGCUGCUGGUCGUAUUCACCCAGAGGACGAAUACUGCAUACACAUUCUGGAGCAUCCCCCUUAAAAUGAACCACGCCGUUGAGUGUAACGAGCAUAUACUGCUCGUCUUUGUUCUUGAGUCGAAGCUCCCACACACCAGAUCCCAGUACCGCCAUGUCGGAAUCAGCUUCGCGCGCGGCCAACGAGUCCAUGAAUGCUGCCUUCAGCAAGCGGACCGAAUCCUGACAAAUKAGAUCCCAAAAGGAGGUACCCUCCAGCUUUUCGGGAGACAUAUCAAGGAAGCGCCCAACGCUUUCGCUGACAAACCCAAGUUUCCCAGAAGAAUCAAAGACGACGAUCAGGUCCGGAAUAGUUCGUAAUAUCUGUUCCUUGCGUCGGAGUUCGUCGUUUUCUUCCUUCAAUUCUUCGAUGAACUGUUUCUUGCGCUUGCGACUUAAUUGCGCCGAUCUUCUGUUGGCAGCCCGUUUUUGCUGUUUCUUGCUUCCUAUUCCCGUGUCGACAUCCAUCGCAUUAUUUCCUCGAUCAACAAUCCCAGCCUUCUCACUGCUUGUACUCAGUUGACCCGCGGCUGGCAAAAUGCGUCCUCCAGAAGCAGUUGCUGCUUGGAGUAUAGAAGGGAUGGUGUUCGCGCCUGCAGCUGCAUAUUGGUAUUGUUGCUGGUGAAUCUUCUGAGGAUGUUGGRUUUGAUUCACUUGCUGUUGUGCUUGUUGAAGAAGUGCUUGUGCCUGCUGUUGUAAGCUAGUAGUAGCGAUGGCGUGACCAGUACCAAGGUGAGAAGAAUCCGCAGAGCCUUUUUGGAAAAAAGAUUUUCAAACGUGCAUAAAAAUAUAAGUAAAGGAAUAAGUAACAG